Dermochelys coriacea (leatherback sea turtle) is the source of this 2822-nucleotide messenger RNA. RefSeq names its product zinc finger protein 79-like. Bases 1 to 582 code for a protein of 193 amino acids. The record is from RefSeq and is a predicted model, not a curated record. NCBI's taxonomy places the organism in Eukaryota, Metazoa, Chordata, Testudines, Dermochelyidae. The transcript has a single exon.
AUGGGAGAAAAAGCCCACAGAUGUUCAGAAUGUAGGCAAAUCUUUAGCCAGAGAUCGAACCUUCACAGGCACCAGAGGAUCCACACAGAGGAUCGACCCUACAAAUGCCCUCAGUGCGGGAAGAGCUUUGCUGACCCCUCCAACCUCCUACGCCAUCAGAGGAGCCACACGUGGGAGCAACCCUACAUGUGUGCCCAGUGCAAGAAGAGCUUCAGUCAGAGCGCGACCCUAAUCAAGGACCGCAGAACCCACAUGGGCGAGAGGCCCUAUGGGUGUGGCGAGAGUGGGAAGAGCUUCGCUGAGACCUCCAACCUCCUAGAGCAUCAGAGGAUCCCUAUAGGCAUGAACCCUUACAAAUGCCCCGACUGCAGGAGAGUGUUCUGCCACAGCUUCUCACUGGCAGACCAUCGGAGGGUCCACACUGGUGUGCGACCCUACAAAUGUGUCAUCUGUGGGAAAAGCUUCACCCAGCAUCAGCGGACCCACACGAGGGAGCGACCCUAUACAUGCGAUGAAUGUGGGAAGAGCUUCAGUGUUCACUUCAGACUUGUUAUGCACCAGAGGAUCCACACAGGGGAGUGACCCUAUAAAUGUCCCAACUAUGGGAAGCGCUUUAGCGACUGGCCAAAUUUCACAAGACAUCUGAAGACGCAUACCCAGGAUGGGCCCGAGAAAUAAAUUUGGAAGAAAGCUUUAUUUGGAGCUCAGACCUUGGUGGUGAGAGCAGGGCUCUUGGAUUAUCAGGACUCCUGGGUUCUAUUCCCAGUUCUAGGAAGGGAGCGGGGUCUAAUGGGAUAGAACAGCGGCAGGGACGAACGUUGGAGCUCCUGUGUUUUAUUUCCUGCACUGGGAGGGAAGUGGGGUCUAGUGUGUUAAAACAGGGGGCCAGGAAUCAAGACACCUGGAUUCUGUACCCUGCUGUGGGAGUGGGGUCUAGUGGGUUAGAGGAAGAGCUGGGAGUCAGGAUGGCUGGGCUCCAUUCCCAGCUCUGGGAGGAUGUGGGGUCCACUGGUUGGAGUGGGGAGGGCAUUUCAUUACUUUCCUAACCUUUUAGUUUUAUAAACACCAUUGCUAGGAUACCGAUGAGCCCCAAUGUUCUGUGGCCAUGCAAAAGGCAAACACGAUCCCAGGAGGUAUCAGGCAAGAUACUUCCAGUAAAGAUUCUUCUCAUCCCAAAGCAUCUUUGGAGAUCCGGGGAGCAAUGAAGCGGCUCCAUUCAUUCCUGUCCUAGAAAACCAUCCAAGACAGAUGGCUGUCCAGCCUCCUUUUGAAAACCUCUGGUGAAGGGCUUCCACCACUUCCCUAGGCAGUUUCACAUUUUCAUAUCUUGUUCUCUUGGCGCCGCCUCUGGUUGUUGAGCUGCUUCUUUCCAGAACUUGUGCUUGUCCAAUCUUUGUGAUUUCUUCACUGCUUUGUGCAACACCUUUUCUUCUUCUACUUUCCCAGCAGCCUUGACUUGUUUACGCUUUUCCUGCAAUGUUCUUGUUUUGUUACUUAUCCAGUUUUUCCUUGUGUGCUUAUACCUUCCAAUAACUUCCUCUGCUGUAUUUUGUAUAGCUUCCUUGAAUGGUUCCCAUUCAGUCUGUAGUGAGAUUUCCUCGUCAUCACAAAUUAAUACCCUGAAAUACCCUCCCAAGCAUGGCCUUGUGUGCCUUCCUCAUGGAGUUUUCCUUUAUCAAAGUCAAAUUUGGCUCCAGCUUCAUGCAUCUUUUUCUUGGACUUUCGCUUAAUCAUUCCCAUGAGUAGUUUGUGAUCCCGGCCACUCUAUAGACUCUAACAUCCAACAGUGGCCAUGUGGGCCUUUCACUGAUAAGAAUCAGAUCAGUCAGGUUUUUAGUUUGACCAGCUGGUGAUCUCCAUGUAGCUGUGUGCAUAACUCUGAGGAAACCAAGCACGGCCAAGCAUCAGGUUGUGUAUCUCACAGCAAGUUCUUAACCUUUCCCCAUUAUCGUUUGCUCUCUCAACACCAUGUAGUCCAACACUAUUCAUUUGUUUAUCAUGUCCGCUAACAAUUGUGAUGGUUCUCUCAGCGUAUCCAGGAUUGUAAAUCACCUUGUUACCCACCUGCCUCUGGUGAGAGGGAGUCUUGCCUGUGGUAGCUGGGGGUUAACUCCCUAUCACCACCAUCCUUCACCCACCAAACACUCUCCUCUAGGCUAUGCCAGUCCUGUCUUUACCUUGCAGGUAAAGAAGAGGUUCACUCUAGUCUCCUUGAAGAACUCCCAGUGUGACAUACAGCCCCUGACACUGGAGUAGUGUACCCCAAUUUACGAGUCUGACCUUACCUCACCGCUCGCAUAGCACUUGUGAGCACUUAUAAUAAAACAAAAGGUUUAUUUAGGGAAGAGAUAGACAUUCCGCUAGAAACAAGAGAGAGGUGGUCACAAUACAAAACAAAAUCAUAAAUCAUGAACUAGAGCCUGUUGGGAACAAAGGCAUAUUUAGGUAGAAGCCUGCUGUGGAUUUUAAGAGUUUGUUCUGAUAACAACAGAAGCAGAGCUGUGUAUAUGUAAGAAACUGCAGAGCAAUCAUGGUUGUGAGCACAAGAAAAGAUCCAGUGCCUUAAAAGCUAGAAAAGACCAGUUUGAACUAAAACUAAAUUUGUACUGAUGGGGGAGGAGAGUUGACAUGGAAAUGAGAGACUAAUACACAUCCAUAAGAAAAGAUAAAAAAUGAUAAGUAAGUUUGUGUAACAAAGGGAAGUUGAAGCUGCAUUUUCUGAUGCUGGAAGUGACUGCAGCCGUCCUAAAAAGCUUCCCACUUGUAAGUAGUUGAUCACAACUUGCUGAGUGUUUUGCCUGAAUAAAUAUUUGUUCGCCCCA